GUGUGUGCCAAUGUCCCGCGAUCGUCCUGUUGUCAUGGAGUGGUUGUCUCCUAUAGAUUGAAAACUCGCAAGAUGAUAGUGAGCGACAUGCAUCGUCUGUUACGACUAAGGUUUGCUGUCGGAAGGGCAGGUCGGAUGUAACGUGCAGCCUCACCCAAACUGACCACAAGGAAUACCAAAAGCAAUGGGCUUGGGGUCUGUGCUGUUAACCAGAUCUUCUGUAACGGAGGCUUAGCUAGUCUACAACACAUGGAUCGGCCAUGUACCCUUCAGCUGAACGACAGGGUUUGAAGUCAGAGACGCGCAUUGCUCAAGACCUCGGCGCAAUGGCACAAUUUGAUUAGAAAGUUACAUCUCUCCCCGUACAAACGUCGUCGUCCUGCUGCCAUUCCAUUCCUUUAACCGCCCGUUGGCUCGUAGAUUUUGCGAUAACGUGAUCGCUGUCGCUUCACCAACGACCCCUCGUCCAAAGAUGCUCGCCACACAACGUUCAUAUGUCCUGGCCAUUGCCACUUUCCUGGUAGUCGCGACACUGUCGUUCUACGUGUUCCGCGACCAAGGCGCAUUAGUGGUUGAAAGAAUCACAAACCCGCCAUACCUAUCAUCGAAACCUACCACUCGAGACACAAUCAACACAUUGUUUGCCAGAAUAAAACACGAUCCAAGUGCUUCUGCAUACGUCGAUCCGUCAGGCACAUACUACAAAGGUGGAAACGAGACAGUCUGGACAAGACCCCUCGGCAAGAAAGUCUUGAUUGUGGAUAUCGACACGCGUGUGCCAACUGGGGAGAAUGAGCUUCUCAAUCCAGAACGCUUAGACUGGGAGAAUCUUAAGACGUCCGGAGCCGGUAUGGUGUCCAACUCCAUCAUGAAUCACUACCUGUAUGCCAUGGUCCAUGGAUAUGACUACAAAUUCUACCAGGCGCGGGACAUGAAGGAUCAUUACAACACCUGGAUCUUACCCCAUGUUCUCCGCGAGUUGAUACCUGGUUAUCAGUUCGUGGUCGUAAUGGAUGCCGACGUUACAAUCCCACACCUUGACGUUCCAUUCGAGUGGAUGUUCAACCGCUGGGGUAUCAAAGAGCACACGUCCAUAGCCCUUCCGUGGGAUACUGAAGAAUUCCGCGACGAAGGCUCUAUCAGCAUAGAUAGCAAGGGGAUGCGCGUCCUCAACACAGGUCUGGUUAUCGCGCAGAAUUCUUCUUUGACGCUGGAUUUGCUCGAAGCGUGGCGGGACUGCACGACUGAGAAACGCUACAAAGGCUGCGCCAAGUGGAAGACCGAAUGGAGCCACGAACAACGCGCCUUCUCAGAAUACAUUCGUUACGAUUUCAACAAGACGCCUGAAACGAUCGUUAGCAUACCCUGUGACGAUGCAGUAGGAUGGCCGGGCUUCCGCGAGGAUAUGCUAAAUCGACCCGGUACCGAGAAUCACGAUAUCUCCAAUUGCAAUGGGAACUUCGUUCGGCACUACACAACCAUGGGGAAGAGUCGAGUCAAGGAUGCGAGUGCAGCCAGUGUGAUGCAGGUGUUGAGCGAGGCGCUUCAGAAGAGUAUUUUAGCAAACCCGGAAGAAGUGUGGUACAAGGAACCAGAGAAAAAGAUCGAAGAGCCAGUACCGAAAGAUCAACCAACAGAGGUGCGGAAAGAUGAGGAGAGUAAAUUGGACAACGAUGUGGUUUUGAUAGAAAGAGAAGCAUGAUGAGGCAGGUUCUUUCGAUGAUAUUCGAGUUGCAUUGGAUCGGCGUUUUAGAUACCACUGAAUUGAGUUCAUAUCGGAAAGGUAUAUU
Alternaria alternata is the source of this 1790-nucleotide messenger RNA. RefSeq lists its product as hypothetical. Gene Ontology annotation, molecular function: glycosyltransferase activity. Gene Ontology annotation, biological process: protein N-linked glycosylation. The record is from RefSeq and is a predicted model, not a curated record. NCBI's taxonomy places the organism in Eukaryota, Fungi, Ascomycota, Dothideomycetes, Pleosporales, Pleosporaceae. Gene Ontology annotation, cellular component: Golgi membrane. The coding region runs from base 473 to 1702 and encodes 409 amino acids. The transcript is spliced from 2 exons.